Molecule: messenger RNA, 961 nt
Organism: Photinus pyralis (common eastern firefly)
Lineage: Eukaryota; Metazoa; Arthropoda; Insecta; Coleoptera; Lampyridae
Product: muscle-specific protein 20
Exons: 4
Coding region: 152-718 (188 amino acids)
Molecular function (GO): protein binding
Source: RefSeq, a predicted model, not a curated record
CUUCCAACGCAUACUCAGUCAAGACCAAACACUCGACGAACGUUGUUUCAAUCCUCGUAGAAGGAAGAAAACCGGUGUUGUGUUCGUGUAGGUAGCGAGUACUGUACGCUUAUUUUUCUAACAAAAAGUGCAAAACGUGAUUCAGUGCGAAAUGGCAAAUAACAGAGCAACGAAAAGUGGAUUUGCAGCCGAGGCCCAAAGAAAAAUCAACGCCAAAUAUAGUGAUGAACUUGCUCAAGAGAGUUUAGAAUGGGUCAAAAUCAUCCUCGGCGAAGAAUUCGACGUCUCCGGCGAUAUGGACAAUUUUUACGAAGUUUUAAGAGAUGGCCAAGUAUUGUGCAGACUGGUAAAUAACCUCAAACCGGGCGUAGUAAAAAAAGUAAACAACAGUCAGAUGGCUUUUAAAUGUAUGGAAAACAUAAACGCCUUCCUUGAAGCUGUAAAAGAUCUCGGUGUACCUGCUCAAGAAACCUUCCAAACUGUCGAUCUAUGGGAAAGACAAAACCUUAAUUCUGUCGUCAUUUGUCUACAGUCUCUUGGGCGCAAGGCCGGUAAUUACGGAAAACCUAGCAUAGGACCUAAAGAAGCUGACAAGAACGAACGUCACUUCUCGGAGGAGAAACUUAAAGCAGGCCAGACCAUCAUUGGAUUACAAAUGGGUAGCAAUAAGGGCGCCACCCAAUCCGGGAUUAUCAUGGGGAACACUCGCCAUAUGUAAUUUGCGUCGUUGUACUAUAAUAUACAGAAUCUUAUUUAAUACUCUUAUUUAACAAAAUGACAUUGUUUAAGUUUUGGUUUAUAAAAUAUUUGUUCAAAAUUGUUAUCGGCAGAUUUACAUUCCUAGAUGACUAGAGGUAGCGUUAAGAAUAGAAAAGAGAAGUAUUUUUUGAAACAUUUUCUCCGUUCAAUUUUUCGAUGUGAUCUUCCAGAUAAGACCAAUAAAUAGCUAUUAGCAGUUAAA